CUUCGUGGGAUACUGCAUUGCUACAACACUCAAUGCCAAGAACCUCAGCUGCCGAUCUGCGGAUGAUAGAUCAACUCCCGUCAACAUGUCGCGUAGCACAAACACACAUUCUCUUCCCAUCUUCCCUGCUUGACAAGGCACGAUAAACAGACAAAAUGCCCGGUGCUCGCUUAACAGAAGACUAAAGACGACAGAUAACAGCGGCUCUCUUCCGCCGCGAACCAUACCCCCAGAUAUGUCAGGUCCACGGAGUCUCACAUGGAACUCUGCGACGCAUGGCGCAUAGCCUGAGUACAUACGGGACUUCAACGCCGCCUCGAACAGAACCGCCCAGACCAAUGGGGCGACCGCGCUCAUUUAAUGAUCAAUUUCUGGAACAAAUCGAACUUCUCCCGUCUCCACGAAAUGGGCUACCAGCGCAGCAUCAUCGGCCGCGGCCACACAUCUACGGAAAAAGGAAUCUACCUGAUAUAUCGCCUGGGGACUGGGAACGGUUGUUGCGGGAUCCGGUUACGAAGGAGGCGAUGACGGCGGGGUGGGGGACGGUGUAUGCUUGGUUAAAGAGUUCUACGCCGGUGAGGAGGAGGGUUACGGAAGGGCAGAGGAUGAAGCGGAAGCCGAGGAGUCAGGUGGGUGGUGCUGAGGGGGUCGUGGUCGAGGUGGAACAAGAGGUAGUGGUUGGGGAUGAGUCGUCAGAUGAGAGUGAUGUUGAAGGAGACGCUUCUCCUAAUAAUGGUGUUGAGAACGGGAAUGCGCCAGCUGCACAACCUCCGUCUUGGGGGAAUAUAGUUCACACCCGGUUACCCGGUUUCCAAUCGUUACUUGCACCCCCGUUAGGCCCUGUCGGUCAACAAGCAGCGAGGGCAUGA
Messenger RNA from Aspergillus glaucus CBS 516.65, 869 nucleotides. RefSeq lists its product as uncharacterized. Bases 276 to 869 code for a protein of 197 amino acids. The record is from RefSeq and is a predicted model, not a curated record. NCBI's taxonomy places the organism in Eukaryota, Fungi, Ascomycota, Eurotiomycetes, Eurotiales, Aspergillaceae. The transcript has 2 exons.